Messenger RNA from Ctenopharyngodon idella (grass carp), 3963 nucleotides. RefSeq names its product interferon-induced very large GTPase 1-like. Gene Ontology annotation, molecular function: GTP binding. The record is from RefSeq and is a predicted model, not a curated record. The coding region runs from base 1 to 2559 and encodes 852 amino acids. NCBI's taxonomy places the organism in Eukaryota, Metazoa, Chordata, Actinopteri, Cypriniformes, Xenocyprididae. The transcript has 2 exons.
AUGCAGGACAUUCUUCAGAUUGUUGUUCAGGCCUUCCUGAGGAUGAAGAAGGUCAAACUAAAUCCCAGCUGUGUGUUUGUGCAUCAGAACGUUUCAGAUGUCACAGCUGGAGAGAAAAAUGAGGAGGGAAGGAGACGACUGCAGGAGACACUGGAUAAGAUGACAAAACUUGCUGCUAAAGAUGAAGUCUAUGAUGCAGGAUGUUUCAGUGAUGUCAUUAAAUUUGAUGUUCAGAAUGAUGUGAAGUAUUUUGCUCAUCUUUGGGAGGGAAACCCACCGAUGGCACCACCAAACCCAAACUACUGUGAGAAUAUUCAAGAGAUAAAAAUAACUAUUAAUACUCAUGCCUCAAAAUCACAUGGAAUAAUGCUGAAAAACUUAAAAGAUCGAAUUAAAGAUCUCUGGGAAGCUUUACUGAAUGAACGAUUCGUCUUCAGCUUCAGAAAUUCUCUGGAGAUUUCAGUCUACAGGAAACUGGAGACAAAAUACAGCAAGUGGUCCUGGAGUCUUCGCAGUGCCAUGAUGGAAACUGAGAACAAACUACACAACAAAAUAGAAAAUGAAGCAAUUCAUGAGGUUGAGGAAACUGAUCUUCAAAGAGAACUGAAGAAGACAAGUGAAGAAGUGGAAAAAUCAAUGUCUGAAUUCUUUGAGAAAGACACAGAUGCAGAUAUACUGAUUCAGUGGAAAACAUCAUUUAAAAUCAAAAUCAAAGAGAUUCAGGAAAACAUUGUGAGAGAAACAAAGAGGAAAUUAAAUGAGAUUCUUCAGCAGCGAGACCUGAAGAAAAUGAUUGAUGCUCAGAGGAUAAAUCAUGAAAACACUCUCUAUGAAAAGAGCAAAGAACUUGCCUUAAAACUCAAAGACAAAACAAAUGACGAAGAAACACUGAAGAAAGUGUUUGAUUUGUUUUGGGAAGAGAGUGUGGAUAAGAUCAUCAGAGACACUCCUGUAAUCAAAGACACUGACAUAAUGAGAGAUGUGAAAGAGAUCCUCAGUGACAUUUAUGAAAAUGCUCCUUUAGGGGAGAGGAAGAUGAAGAUGAAGAUGAAGAUGAAGAUGAAGGGUAUUUUCCGUGUGAAUAGUUAUGCAGAUUAUGUACAGUUAAAGAAAACCAGUGGAUCUACAGGAUCUUUCACAAAUGCCUACAGAUCAGCUGAAGAUACGUUUGUUCACAGUCUCUCUAAAGAGGAGGAAACCCAAAUAAGAUCAUUUGUCACAGAUGUUGAACAGCAGACAGACAAAAUGAUUCAGUCAUUUAACAUUUCAAAGAUGGGCUACAACAUCAGCUACAUUCAACAACUCACAGGUUACAUCAAGAGAAGAGUAACAGAACAUGAGGAAGGAGCAGUGAAUUAUGAGUUCAAGAAAAAAUUCUUCAUGGAUUUAGUUCUCUCCAUCUUUAAGAGAGCAAAAAAGAUGAUCACUGACCAACACAGGCUGUUCAGGGAAGCAAAAUUUGAUAAGAAGAAGAGAGAAGAGUACUACAGUAUUUUCCAGAAAUACUGUCAUGGAGCAACAUCAGCUGCCAUUUUUGGAGAGAUCAUCUGUCAGAAACUGAAAGAGCCCAUUGAGCAGAGUGUCUACAAGAAGACUGCCAGAGAUCUGACAGAUGAAAUGAGAUCAAACUGUGAAUCACUGAAUGGAAACAGAUCAAAUCUGGAGAAACACAUCUUGAAGACACUGGCAGAAGAGGAGGAUUUUGACAAAUACAUGAACUACAUUAAUAAUCCCAAAGAUCACUUCAAGAGUUUCAUCAAACAUCAAGUCAGUCGGUACAUCACUGAUAAGUUCUUUGUCAAUGUUUUACCAAAGAUGAAGGAGAACAUUAAACUCCUGCAGCAGGAGAUCAUGAAAGCAGCACAUGAAUCUACUGAACAUGUUCAAGUGAACAGUGGAGAUAUUGGAUUGUGGUUGAAGAGUUUCACACAGCAGCUCUCAGAUGUGCUGAUCUUCUCUGAAAAAGACCUCAGUGGAUUGAAACAUGAUGACGUUGAUGAUUUCAACCUCUUAGAAGAUGUGAUAAGACAAGAACUUCCUGCUGUAAUGUCUGACAUCAGCAGUAGAUUUGACAAUAGGACUUUACUAGUAAAUCUAGACUACAAGUUCAGACCAGAUGAGUUUCUGAUUGAUCACUUCUGUCAGUGCUGUUGGGUUCAGUGUCCGUUCUGUGGAGCCACCUGCACCAACACCAUAGAAAACCAUGAUGGAGAUCACAGUGUUCCAUUCCAUAGAGUGAGGGGAAUUAAUGGCAAACAUUACCGCUCAACAAAGAAUCUCUGUGCUGAUAUUUGUACAAAUUUAGUAGCAAGUGAUCAGUAUUUUUAUACACCAGAUGUAAGGUUUCCAUAUAGAGAUUACAGAAGAGCAGGAGGAGUUUAUGCAGACUGGAGCAUCACCUCUGACAUCUCUGAACUGCCCUACUGGAAGUGGUUUGUGUGCAGAUUCAAGAAAGAUCUGAAAAAAAACUACAGUAAAACAUUUAAGGUGAGUGGUAAGAUCCCAGAUGAAUGGAGAAAAUACUCAAAACAGGAUGCUAUUCAGAGUUUGGAUAAAUGAUGUUUUAUUAACAAAGUUCGGGAGGAACAAAGUCAAAUAGGCUAUCCAAUUAUCACACUCUGUGUUCGGGCCAAAUACAGAGCCCGGAGCCCUCUCCCCGGACAGCACGCCAAAUACGUAUACCAUGUAUUUUAUCUGACUUAUUUGUAAGUGUGAACUUGUGAAAUACAUCUAAUAGAGCAGAUAAAGAGUGAGACUCUUACAUCUCCUUUAAGAUUCUCCUCAAAUCACAGUCAGAAAUGAGUUUUUAUUACAUUCAUCAGUGUGACUCUUGAGCUCAUCUACAUCUUCAUCAAAUACACUAGAAGAGGAAUAAAGACAAGAUUCAAUUCCACAUACAAGUAUCAGGAUUUGUUUUCAGGACAUUUGUCUGUAAAGUAAUUGUUACUGUAGACAUCUGUAAUGUUUAUCAUUGAUUAGCUUGGGAUAAGUGGUGUAUUUAAAAAAAAAAAAUAAAAUCACAGAGAUGGGUGUGCCUACAGUCUGGUAUAUCAGAAAAUAUAUCAUAAAAAUAUAAUAUAUUUUUGUUCUUCUUCUUAUUAUUAUUAUUAAUAUAUUCUUCUUAUUAUUAUAUUCAUAUUUUCAUCAAUUUUCUUGUGUUGUUUUGAUUAUUCUAUUCAUUUAUAGUUAAUCAUUUACCCUUUAUUCAUACUUAUGUUUUAUUAAGAUGUCCAUACUCUUCUGUGUGUGUUCCCUAAAGAUUGUAUUAAGUAUACCAUAGUCAUGUAUGCUAAUGUGAAUCUUGCUUAGUUGAGAAUGUGACCUCAGACAGGUUCACAAAGUAUAUGUUUUAUGACCGAGAUGCAUUACAUGUUCUUUAGGAAAUGCAAGACUAUGUCUGACUCUGACAUAUAUUAUCUCAAAAAUUGACUAUACUUGGCAAGUUGUGUUUAAUAACCACAAUAAGCUCAAAAGGGUUUCCUGUAUAACUGGCAAGAAUGCAGUUACCAAAGGUGCACUUUGUUCUCGAGUGUCUGCAAGAAAGCAUUUGACCCCGAAAAUGUGCCAAAUAGGUCUUAAAAUAUCUUAAACAUUUUGCAAAUAUGGAAGGUACAUUCCAGAACCUUCUAAUCACGUAGGCACAACCUAUAAGAUGUCUAGUUUUUCCCAGGCGUAGCAGAGUCUUCACGCAUUCUAUAUAGACCUUACUUCCUUACCUUACUAUUUUUUACUAUACUUCACAUUUCAUCAUUUUGAUACAAUACUAUAUUUAGUUGGACUUAGUCAUAUUUUAAAAUUAGUACUUAGAUUCAUGCGUUUACUUUGUUUUAAGUUUAUUUGUUACUGAACCUUUUAUUUUUACUUAAUUCAGUUACUUGUUUUUACAUUAUUUUAUUUUUUUCUUAUCAGACUUAAUUGUUAUACUCAAUUUACUUUUGUUUAUUAAAAUAUGCUUUUCCCUUA